GGUUAGCUGGUCCAGAUGUCGGAGGACCACCGGCCCCGGCGGGCCGAAGCCUCCCGGCGGGGGGAUGGCGGUCUGGAGGCGGGGGAGGGCGACACGGAGCCCAGCAUGUUGCAGCAGAGACUGAAAAACAACAUCUCAAAGAGCGUUCAGACCAAAGUGGAUCAGAUCCUGCAAGACGUCCAGCGUUUCUCCGACAAUGACAAGCUGUACCUGUACCUCCAGUUGCCCUCGGGACCCGGCUCCGGAGACAAGAGUGUCGGGGACUCCAGCUCGUUCAACACAGCCGACCAGCUUCACACCUGUAACUGGAUCCGCAGUCACCUGGAGGAGCACUCGGACACCUGCCUGCCCAAACAGGACGUCUACGAGACGUACAGGAGAUACUGUGAGAACCUGCAGCAUCGACCUCUGAGCGCCGCCAACUUCGGGAAGAUCAUCAGAGACAUUUUCCCCAACAUCAAGGCCCGACGGCUCGGGGGCAGAGGACAAUCCAAAUACUGUUACAGCGGCAUCAGGAGGAAGACGGUGCUCAACAUGCCUCUGCUGCCGAACCUGGAUCUGAAGAACGACCCGGCGGAGCUGACGGAGCUGGUUCAGACCUACAAGCAGGAAGUGACAGAGGCGGCAUGUGAGCUGAUCUGUGAUUGGGCUCAGAAGAUCCUGAAGCGUUCCUUCGACACGGUGGUGGAGAUUGCUCGUUACCUGAUCCAGGAGCACAUUGUAAACCCUCGCUGCAGCCAGGCUGAGCUGGUCACUUCUGCAGCGCUCGCAGGAGGUCCAGCCAAACCCCACAAGGUCAUCAAGAAAGCUCCGGUUGUUUCGAAAGCUGAUUCCGAGGGAGCCGCAGAUCAGAAGAGGGAGCCUGGAGACCCGUCCUCACUGAAGCUGCCGUCUGGAGACAAAUCAUCCGCCACCAAGCCCUCCUCCCUGGAUGCUCCGCCCCCUCCCUCCUCCUCCUCCUCCUCCUCUUCUUCCUCUCUGCGCCCUGCGGUGGAGGCGUUCAUGAAGCAGUUACCCAGAAUCCUCCCCCGUAGCUCAAUCCCCGAUAAAACCCAGCUCUCUGUCCGCUCGUCUCCGCCCUCUCUGGCGCCCAAGGACGCCUCAGGUGUCGGGGGGGUGUCUGGACCUGGAGGUCCGGCUGCUGCCGCUGCUGCCAGCGGGGUUGGGGUGAAGGUCAUUGCCAUGGCAACGUUGCCCCAGCAGCAAGGCGGCCCUGUCCCGGUGAUGAUCUUGCCUCAGGGCUGCCUGUCCUACGAGAGAGAGAAGGUCGCCCCGCCCCCCCCACCUCUGCCUCCUUCUCACCCGCAAAACAGCCCAGCAGCCCCCACCUCUGUGGUCCAGAAGGCUCGAGGGAAUGUCACCAAGCGCCCCCUGGAGGUGGGGACGUCAGCUGGUGCACCAGGCAUGUGUGGUGGCUCUGCUGCCAACACUCAUCCAGUGAAACGGAAACGUGGCCGACCAAGGAAACCGAGGCCAGAGGACGCGCUGCUUCCUCAGCCUCCUUCUGUUCUUCCUCCUCAGCCCCCACUCCAUGCACCUCCUUCCCACCCUCCCAUCAUCACCUCCCUGACCGGUGGUGUCAUCCAGAAAGCAUGCUCUUCCUCGUCCUCCUGCUCCUCACAGCCAGUACUGGAGCUGGUGAUCCAGGACCAGCCCGGCCUGGUUCUGAGUCAGCUGCCGGCGCUGUCGGAGCAGCGCGACGUGGUGAUACAGUGUCAGCCGCGGGGGGGGUCUGAGCCGGAACGCCACUGUCGACCGCUGCUGCUGCUCCAGGCUCCAGGGAAGCCCAGCUGGGAGCUGGCGGCAUCAGGACGGACGCCGAUGGUGGAGGUCAUCCAGAAGGCUCCAAGACCAAGCAAUAACAAGAGCAGCGCUUCUGUCCCCGUGGCCCACCUCCCCCCCCCUCCUCCCCUUCCCUUGCCCUUGCUACACGAGGCGCGGGGGGAGGUCGAAAUAAUGUUGACACCGGUGGAGCUGCACGUCAACCCUCCGUUGCCUCUUCCCAGCUCCUCCUCCUCUGCUGCUCCCGCCCCCUCGCCGUCUAUCUCCUCCUCCAUGGGGGGGAGGGGCCAGGAAGAGGAGGGGGGGCGACGAGAGAGCAGCACCUCCUCAAAGAGAGAGGGACAUUAGCCCCUCCCUCUUUUCUUUUUAACAGCUCUCACUACGCUUUACCUCACCUGCAACUCUGCCCCCUGACCUCUCCUGCUCCUUAUUGGUGGAAAUCCCAGAUUGGCGACAGCAGAGAGCCAAUGAGGAUAGAUGAAGCCAACACACUUUGUUUCCAUUGCACUGUAAACAUAUGCUGUUAGAAACCUGUGAUACUGUGUGUGUGUGUGUGUGUGUGUGUGUGUGUGUGUGUGUGUGUGUGUGUGUGUGUGUGUGUGUGUGUGUGUGUGUGUGUGUGUGUGUGUGUGUGUGUGUGUGUGUGUGUGUGUGUGUGUUUGUUUUCUUCCUCCCUGCCUCCUCAUUCUCUAAACCUCCUGGUUGAGGCCGUCUGCUUCAGAUCAAUGGAUUUAAAGAACAGAAAAGAAGCACAGAUGAGACGUGUGUUCAGUAUUGAGUUCGCCUCUAGGUGGCGCCGGUGAGCUGCAGUAGUAACUACGGGUUAGAAAUGAACUGGACAUUCAGCUCAGUUCAUUUGAUGUUUGAGACGUUCUCAGCUGCAGAGUUCCUCUAAUGUCUCAGGGCAAUAAAAGGUGUUUGUACACGUAGAGUGAAUGGAUGGACGCUGGAGGACGAGAAGAUGAGAGGACGUGAAGACGAGAGGACGUGAAGACGAGAGGACGUGAAGACGUGAAGAUGAAAGGAUGAAAAACGUGCAGCAGCAGAAAAGUUGGAGGUUUGAGUGAAUGUGACCUUUUUGGGGGGGGCGCUUUGAUUUCAUAACAUUUAAUUUGUUCAAGGAAAUUAUUUAUUUUAAAUAUAUUUAAAACAAACAGUCGCCACGUUUUUACAUUAAUGUGGAGGUGUGUUUUACACUCGUCUGGGAUUGGUCGGGCUAAGGAUCAUUUGAAUCACCGACUUUUUUUAAUUCAUUAUAUAAAAUUCCACGGUCUCAGAUUUAAGUUUUGAAGUUUAUUGGAUGUAAACUGAGUAUUUUAGUUUUCUGUUUUAUUGUUACAUUUUUUAAUCUCCAACAAUGUUCGACAUUAGCACUUAAUAGCACCGCUCCUCCAGCAGAGGUCGCUCUGAGGCAGUGGAAAGCUUUGGGAUCGCAGAGCAGCUAACCAGUGUUGAAAAACGCGAUGGAAUGAAAUCGUACUUUUACUACGGAAACUUUUUUUUCUGUUUUAAAUAAUUUCAUUAAAAGUCAACCUGAGCAACUUAAAGAAACUUCAAACUGAUCGAUUAUCAGUAAAUUAAGGGUUACGGUCUCUGUUUAUUGUUUUAAUACAGAUUCAUGUUGAUCUCAGUAGUUUAUUAUUCGGAUAAAUUCAAAGUUUGAAUUAUAAGAAAAUGGCGAAAAACUAUUUUCGCUUCAAAAUGAACUAAAAUAAUUUAUUUUUAAAACUGUCUCGUUAAUUUAAUGUUGAUUGAUCGUUUUAGUUCUGGAAAAAAAUUUCCUAAAGCAGGAUCUUUAAAUUAUUGUUAAUUUCAGAAUAAAAUCCUGCGUUGAUUUAGAAACGAACGUGUUCCUGCUCUUCUUCUUCUCUGGAGUCGGGAGGAGUUUGUUUCGCACCGCCAUCCCUACACUUUUCUCAUCCUGUAAACACAACAAAGAACAAAAUGUUUUUGUGAACACUCGCACAACGAGGUGUUAAUACAGCUGCUGUGUGUGUGUUUGUGUGUUUGUGUGUUUCCCUCCGUCCUGUGACAUUGAGAGCUUCAGGGCAGUUAAAGUGAAAAGACUUUAAAUCCUUUUUGCAUGAUAUGAAAAUGAGGUUUAGUGCCAUGAACUGAGCAAAGUUUAGCUCACAUGCUAACGGCUGCAGCGCCACCAAUAAUCAUAAUUAAAAAAAAAAUCAUAACAAAAAUAAAAAAGUUUGACGGGAAGUGAGUGAAUAUCGGCACCAGGUGGAAAACGUCUGAGUUUGUCUUUGAGCCUCGAACAGAGAUGAGGAAAGUUGCACUGUGAAAACAAGAGAAGGUCAUGAUGCUGUCACCGAGCAGCAGACUCUUUAUUUUAUAUUAAAAUUAAAACAGAUGGAAUAAAGAGGAAAAUAUUUCCUGUCAUUGUAAAGUUCAGUAACUGGAUGACACGGAGGCGUGAACUCCGUCACAUGACUCUGACUCUUGGCUGUAGAAACAGACAAUGACUCGUCUCCACCUCCUCCAGAAAAGAAGCUAAAAUAUCUUCGAUGUAAACGCUGCCAUCUUGUGGUGAUGACGUCGUUUACAGUCCCAGACGGCACAGAAGGGACCGUGGAGUGGAGGUGUGGUAUCGAGGCCCCACCCAUAUACACUAUCAACCAAUCAGGAGUCAGUCUCAGCUGUCAAUCAAGAUGUGUCAGUCGAUGAUUUGGCUUCACUUUUUAAAAAGCUGUCAUGUCCUCCAUCUUUACAGUUUGUGGUUCAGCCCUAAAACUUUCUGUGUUAGAUUUAGUGACAUCCAGUGGUGAAGAUGCAAAGUGCAACCAGGUUGUUUGUAUGAGAUGUUUGUGUGAAUCGUUCACUGUGGAGCCGUGGAGCUCAAAAAGAAACGGGUCAGAGAAUCAAAGAUUAAACGAUCGGGAUUCGGGUAUCAGCGCGUUGACUUUAAAGGAUCAGACUCAACCGCACAACAUCCUCUGAUGUCACUUCCUGUCUGAUGCAUCAUUUUUUAAUUUGUAAUUUUGCUUUUUUAUCUAAUUUUAUUUUUAUUAAGGUUUUAAGUUAAAUGUUUGUUCACCUUCACUUCAAGAGCCAUCAAAGGUUUUGCACUGAGAAUAUUUUCAUUCAGUUUCCUGUGACGAAUUUAUUCAAAGCUGAUUUCAAUUUUGAACGAGGUUUCAGAUCUGUUAUGAUCUUUGUGUUUGAAUUCCAAAUUGAGUUAAAUAAUAAAAGCAAUUUAAUAUGACAAAUUUAAUCUCAAGUUCUCUGACUGUUGCUCUCAUUGGGCCGUCCAGGUUGCUUGUCAGUCAUGUGACAGUCGUCAAGGUUCAGUUUAUCGAGUUGCUUUUUGUUUUGUUUGUUUUUUCAAACCAUGUGACCUGAACGACCCUGAGGUGACGUUAACAUAUUAGAGGAGAGACAAACGUUUUCAGAAAAGAAACUUGAUCCAAAGACACUUUUGAUAAAUAUAUCCCCAGUUUGAAUCAGAAGAUAAAAGAGUCGGUGAAGGUGCAUCUUUGGUUUUAGUGACGAUGAGCUUUUCCCGGUCCAACGAAACAGUCAGAGUUUUAUUCUGAAAUUAUUUUCUUGAGCUCAUUUGAAUUCAUUUAAAAUAUAAAUGUAUGUGAACAGCAGAAGGAGCUCUGUCUCUGUUUCCCUCAUCGCUUGGAGCUUCGUGCAGAUACAUUUCAAUCAUCAGUGCUGUAACUAAAGUUUGUUUCUCUUUCUGUUGUUUUAACUUCCUGUUGUCUCUUUCAAAGUUGUACAGUUUGUCGAUGUGCAGAUCUUAUUAUGAUUCUUACUGUUGCUAUGACGAGUUUGUUGCAUGGUUUCUGUGACUGUCGGGUUUUGUAUUUUUAUUCUUUUAAAAUGUCUGUUUUUAACCUGCUGGCUUUUCUUUUUCUUUUGCACUUUAUCCCUGAAAUGAAAGUUUGAAGGUCAAAGGUCAACAUUUGUCCACAUGUGAAAAAUAAAAUGAACCUUUGCCCAUUU
This is a messenger RNA of Pleuronectes platessa (European plaice), 5742 nucleotides long. RefSeq names its product regulatory factor X, 5 (gene rfx5). Gene Ontology annotation, molecular function: DNA-binding transcription factor activity, RNA polymerase II-specific; RNA polymerase II cis-regulatory region sequence-specific DNA binding. Bases 16 to 2130 code for a protein of 704 amino acids. Gene Ontology annotation, biological process: regulation of transcription by RNA polymerase II. Lineage: Eukaryota; Metazoa; Chordata; Actinopteri; Pleuronectiformes; Pleuronectidae. The transcript has 10 exons. The record is from RefSeq and is a predicted model, not a curated record.